GAAUGCACUUCUUUCUGAGAAACUGCCAGCAGCGAGGCUGUGGGCUGCUUCACUUAAACACCUCGGCGCAACAGCAGUUUGCAACAUUGUCACGAUGAACGAAAGUACUCCCCUCCUAGUUGACACCCCAAUCGAGCCCGUUCUGGUGUCCAAGGACAUCUACACCUAUGUUCCACCGUCUGGUAAAGACACUCAUCCUACGCCCAGCUCUGGUCCCGAACUCAUUCUGAUAUUCGGGUGGCUUGAUGGCAAGCUUUCGCCGUUGAAGAGGUACAUGCAAGGGUACAGAAAGUUGUAUCCCCAGGCCACGCAGGUGCUCAUCAUGUCGCGAAAAUCCUCAGGAUGGAGUCGGAAGAGCACGAACCUCAACGUUAUUCGCCCGGCUAUUGAUAUCAUCCAAAGCCAUGGUCUUUUUGGACCUUCACCACCUAAUAUGCUCGUUCAUGUCUUGUCAAACGGUGGUGGAUUCCAGCUCCUUCUCGCCUCAGAACUCAUGAAAGAAAUUCCCCAUCAGCCACCGGUUGAUAAGCGUCCAGCUACUGCCAUCGUGUUUGAUUCCGUUCCAGGCGAAGCCGGCCUCUGGCACGCGUUGUAUGCCCACACAAUCGGCCUAUCUCUCUUCGUGAAGUUCCUCGUUUCGGGACCUUUGAUCUUGAUCUACGCUGCGGUCAUGGGCUGGGCAUGGAUCCGUCGUCAACCCUCACCAUUCGACGUCCUGCGAGAAGGACUGCAGGACCCCUACAUGGUUCCAUUCUCGAACAAACGUACGCCAAGGUUGUAUAUCUAUUCACAGCAGGACCAGCUCGUCCUCGGAGAGUCGGUUGAGAAGCAUAUGGCUGAUGCUAAGGCGAGAGGGCUGGCAGUUAAUGCGGAACUCUUCCAAGGGUCUUCUCAUGUUGCUCACAUGAGAAAGGAUCCCGUGAAGUAUUGGGAUGUGAUAGCGAAUCAUUGGACCGAGGCUGUCAAAAUUUUGUCCUAGGCAGUGGUUGCGAACUCAUCCACCUUUGCCAAACUCUAUUUGAUACCCUCUGGAUAAGGAUAGCGAAGUCCUUUCUCGUAUAGUUAGAUGGACCUUGUUCUAGUACACCGUCGAAUAGAUGAUUUUGGGACAUGACUUGGUGCAAC
This is a messenger RNA of Marasmius oreades (fairy-ring Marasmius), 1125 nucleotides long. RefSeq lists its product as uncharacterized. The record is from RefSeq and is a predicted model, not a curated record. NCBI's taxonomy places the organism in Eukaryota, Fungi, Basidiomycota, Agaricomycetes, Agaricales, Marasmiaceae. The transcript has 5 exons. Bases 95 to 979 code for a protein of 294 amino acids.